AAGUUCUACUAUGUGACAAAUAAUCUGGAACUGUAUGUGUUGGAUUUGGUUUCUGCACAAACAGUAAGUCUAAAACUCAUCUUACAAGUAAAGAGUUUGAGGAAUAUGCCCAUUAACAAAUGUGUAGGAUCCACAUUCAACCUGAUUCGGAAAAGAAACUGUGGUUUUGUAUGUUGCAUGUUGCACAUUUAUGCGAACAUGUAGGCGUCAUGUUACAUCUAUCAUACAUUUUACUUAACUUUAGAAUGAAAGUAUUGCUAAACAGAAUCAAACAUCCUCAAAUUCAGUUUCAAAUUUGUGCGAGUUAUCCUGAACCUGGCGAAGCGAACUUCUCCGCCAGUUGUUUCCUGACUGCUAUCUGUCUCGUUCCAUUCGAGUUUCAUGUAGUAUGCCACAUGCUGUAAUUCGUGAAUCAGAAUUAUCUUAUCAUACAUAAAUUUAUUUAUAAGUAAAUAACCUUCAUAGCAGUUGUAUGUUGGUUCUAAU
This is a messenger RNA of Heterobilharzia americana, 486 nucleotides long. Lineage: Eukaryota; Metazoa; Platyhelminthes; Trematoda; Strigeidida; Schistosomatidae. The record is from the annotation of a GenBank genome assembly.